CAAUGAGCUGCUGAGGGCUCCAGAGUCGAGUGGGACCGGGGAACUCUCGCACAAAAUGCGCUGGACCACUUUGCGACCUACAAGUCUUGUUGUUUUCACCUCCUCCUUUGCACAAGUUUGUUUGCGCGCACGGACUCGCAAAGGACCCACUUGGAAGACUUUUGGGGGGGACUUGAGCCGUUCUUUUUCCGUGUUGCUGUUUGCCGAGAUCCGGGCGGGGGUGGUGGAAAGGAAAGGAGAGGAAAGCAAAGCAAAGGGGGUGCAAUGGAGCGCUGAGAUGGAAUGAUUUGUCCAUGAAAAGUACCGCUAACAACUUUGGUGCUUUGGAUAAAUGGGCACGCGGAGUGUUGACGGAGCCGGGAUUCCACGGCAGCCUGUUGAACGGACUCAACGUUUCGGAUUAAUGUCCUUGGAAGUGGCGUUGAAGUUUGCCUUAUGACUCCGCUGUGAGUUUUGCCGUCCACCACCGCAGCAACCGCCAGCACCAUGGCAAGCUUUGGCGCGCUGGCACGGAGCCUCUGCGGCUCACUCGGCCCACUAACCUGCGUGCUUUUGCUCGCGGCGCUGUCCGCAGCCUCGCCACCCCACGGCCGGAGACUUAUCUGCUGGCAGGCCAUCCUCAACUGCCAAAGGGAGCCCGAGUGCAAUUACGCGUACGAUCACUACAUGCGCGCCUGCGCGCCGGUGUUGAACGGGGACAGGAAGAAGUGUCCCAGCCAUUGCAUCUCGUCGCUGGUGCAGCUCAAUCUCACCCGAAACGGACCGGCGCUGGAGGACUGCAGCUGCGGCCACGACUCCUUUUGCACGCGCACCAAAGUGGCCAUCGAGCCCUGCUUGCCUCGGACUACCAGCUCGGGCUGCACGGCGGCACGGAUGCAAUGCUUGGACGACCAGCAGUGCAGCUCGACCUUGAGCGACUAUAUGAAACACUGCGGCAAACUUUUCAGCAGCUCCGUGUGCACCGACGCGUGUCGCAACGUGAUCGCCGCCAUGCGGAGGAUCCCCAAGGGCCAGCAGCUGGACACUUGCAUGUGCGACGGUGACGAAAGGCCCAUCUGCGAGUUUGUCAAGAGCAACAUGAAGCUCCGCUGCUUCGGCGCACCGGUGACGGAAGAGAGCAGCGGCUUCCGCGAGGACUACGACGCGGAGGACGACGAGGACUACGCGGACUCGGACUACAGGGAUGCCCCGUUGAAUGGAGCCUCUUUCCCGUCGCUCCACUCGCUUUUGACCCUGCUGCUGCUGCUGCCGCCGCCAUUCAUUUUGGCUCUAUCGCCCCUCUUUUGAUCGCCGACCGGACGUUUGAACUCAGACUUUAGUGGAUUAUAUUUUCUAUGCAAAUGCCACCAGAGGGAAACUUUAGUAGCUCCAAACUCACCAGAUGCUCAGCUCAUACAUUGAAAUUGUUUGAUUUUUCAGCAGCAGUGUUUAAAUCUUCAUAUCCACUGUGAACUGUCUUUUUACAGUUUUUUUUUUUUUUUCUCUCAAGAAGAUAUGAGCUAUUUUUUAUACGACCGUUGUCUUAUUGGGCAUCUGAUCGACAAGUAUUUAAUGCUGGAAUCGUGGAAAUAAGAAAGUGUAAAUAGCAGAAGGGUUAAAUGAAAUAAUUUAUUAAAUGCCAACCAAUCACAUCCAAAUGUUCGUCGUGUGAAUGAAAGACUGAGCAUUCCAGCUUUAAAGGGAAGUCAUUAUUGUCCACAUUCUCUUGUACAUUGUAUAUAUGUGUAUAGCUGAUAUAGAUUUGGUACCCCAAGAGUGGUACAGGCUAUGUGCUGAUUUAUUGACUGUCUGUAGCCUAUAGAAAGAAAUGUCUAAAUCCACUGUAUGGUUGCCUUAAUGAUAUACUUUUAUAGAAGGCAUAAAGGAAAACUUGAAUACAUCA
Molecule: messenger RNA, 1882 nt
Organism: Syngnathus acus (greater pipefish)
Lineage: Eukaryota; Metazoa; Chordata; Actinopteri; Syngnathiformes; Syngnathidae
Gene: gas1a
Product: growth arrest-specific 1a
Exons: 1
Coding region: 487-1287 (266 amino acids)
Biological process (GO): regulation of cell cycle
Source: RefSeq, a predicted model, not a curated record